This is a messenger RNA of Musa acuminata AAA Group (dessert banana), 1746 nucleotides long. Its product is annotated as leucine-rich repeat extensin-like protein 2. The transcript is spliced from 2 exons. The annotation marks the transcript as partial. Gene Ontology annotation, molecular function: protein binding. The record is from RefSeq and is a predicted model, not a curated record. Lineage: Eukaryota; Viridiplantae; Streptophyta; Magnoliopsida; Zingiberales; Musaceae.
UUGGUGAUCCUACACUUCUUCCUUCUGUGUCCCUCUCCGGUAACUCUCGAAGUCCAACUUGAGUCCCAAUCCCAGUGUUACUGUUACAGCGCUAGUCUUCAUACAAGAGGAUAAAAGUCACAGUCGCGGCAGUGCAUUUAAUAGGGGAGGUGAGCAAGGAGCAGAGAGAGAGAGGCAAGGCAGACAUCCCGACGUAGUCUCUCACCUUCGUCCUUUCCGUCAUCCAUAGCUCGGUUAGCGAGGGGAGAUGAGAUGGCCCCUAUCAAGCUCUUCUUCUUCGUUCCCUGCCUCGUCUUCUUCCUCUUGUCGGCUGCUGUUGCUGUGCUUGGGGUGAAUGAGGGAGAGGACGAGGCCAUGGAGGGCAGCGGUGUGAGCUUGGCGGUGGACCCGAGCUUCCAGUUCGCGAACUCGAGGCUGAGAGACGCCUACAUUGCGCUGCAGACGUGGAAGCGCACCGCCAUCUUCUCCGACCCGCAGAACCUGACGGGCAACUGGGUUGGCCCCGACGUGUGCUCCUACUUCGGCGUCUAUUGCGCCGCCUCCCCGGACGAUCCCUACCUCACCGUCGUCGCCGGCGUCGACCUCAACCACGCCGACCUCGCCGGGUACCUCCCAAAGGAGCUCGGUCUCCUCUCCGACCUCGCCCUCCUCCACCUCAACUCCAACCGCUUCUGCGGCACCGUGGCCCCCACCUUCGGCCGCCUGCGCCUGCUAUUUGAGCUGGACCUCAGCAACAACCGCUUCGUCGGCAAGUUCCCCGAGGUGGUGCUCCACCUGCCGGCCCUCCGUUACCUCGACCUCCGCUUCAACGACUUCGAGGGGCCCAUCCCUCCGGGGCUCUUUGAGCGGCCCCUCGACGCCAUCUUCCUCAACUCCAACCGCCUCCGUGCCGGUAUCCCCGCCACCCUGGGCUCUUCCCCCGUCUCCGUCCUUGUCCUCGCCAAUAACGACCUCGGCGGGUGCAUCCCCUCUUCCAUCGGCGGCAUGGCCAACACGCUUAACGAGAUCAUCCUCCUCAAUGACAACCUCACCGGCUGCAUCCCGCUCGAGGUCGGGCUGCUCCGCCGCGUAACCGUCUUCGACGUCAGCUUCAACCGCCUCCAGGGCCCGCUGCCUGAGUCCGUUGCCGGCAUGCAGAGCGCCGAGCAGCUGGACGUCGCGCACAACCGCCUCACCGGGCGCAUCCCCCCGGGCGUCUGCGACCUCCCCAGCCUCCAGAACUUCACCUACUCUUACAACUUCUUCACCGGCCAGCCGCCGUCCUGCGGGCGCGCCGGGAGGGCGGUGGCGUUCGACGGCAAGGUGAACUGCAUCCCCGGCCUGCCGGACCAGCGCUCUCCCAAGCAGUGCUCCUCCGCGGCCUCGCAUCCCUUCGACUGCCGCAAGUCGAAGUGCUGGAGUGGCGGCGCCGUGCCGUCCCCUUACACCAAGCCGCCUUCCCCUAUGCGGCCGCCGAAGUAUGCUUCUAGGAGACGGCAGCUACCGCCGCCGCCGGCUCCGGUCGGGGGCAAGAGUCGAGGCUACUUUAAGCGAGCAUCGCCACCGCCGCCGCAGUACGAAUCAUCGCCUUCCACAAGAUCCCACCCCCCGCCACGACCGUCAUACUCGCCGAAGCAAUCGCCGCCGCCAUCACCAUCGGGCUACCAUGCUUCUUUACCACCACCUGCCCCUCCUACGCACGGCUACGAACCAGCAAAGCCUCCCCACAUCCCAUCGCCACCCACAACUGUCUCACCUCCAACGCAG